AUGUGAGCUUCAUUAGCUUUGCUCCUCACAAAACAGCAGCGAUAAUUUUGUUGGUAGUAAUCUCAGUGCUCAUACAUAUUUCAAAUUCAAGCAGUUGCCAUCAACAAUAUCAACAUGGUUAAUACUACGAUUCAGUUGUAUGGAUUUUCCUCCGUCGAGUCACCAGAAGCAGUGAAGGCGUUUCUGGAGGUAUACACCGGAGAAGGAACAGUCUCUGAAGUGAAGGUUCGUCCCCCGAAAGAUGGAAAAUCAAGAGCAUCUGCCAUAGUUGAGUUCACACAAGCAGAAUCUGCUGAAAUAAUAAUCCCAUUAGCUGAUGGCCGUCGCCUGUGGUAUGGGGGCUCUUAUCUGAAGGCUAGGAAAUGGAAGGUUGAUAACUUUGAAAACUUUGAACACAACAUGGAACUUGUAGAGCUGCACUUUGGAUGCCUGGUUUCCGAGAAGCAGUUUUCUGUUCUUUGGACAGCACCGGAUGUUCAAGUGAAGUUCGGGACAGAAUUUAAGAAUAUCUACUUCUCGUUCUCUUAUGAUUCUGCUGUAUACAAGCUCGAGGUCUCCUCAGAAAGUAUUAGCCAGAUGGAGCUACAUAGCACGCGCGAUCAGCUUAGGAAGUAUCUUCUAAUCCAGUUACUUGGUGCCCCUCGGAUUUUGAAGCAAGCUUCUGGUAGAAACUGGGUGAGGGAAGUUGACUUCACUCCAUCGUGCUGCAUUGGCCAGUCUUCUGCCGUAUGUUUGGAACUUCCGUAUGGUUCUGUGCUUCCAAAUCUACAUGAUAGUUUUCUACAUUACCAAGAAAUUGAAGGACGCUUCGCGCUGGAAAGAGGUGCCACUUUCUCAUGUAAUUCAGAUCAUGUUCCGAUUGUUGGUCCACCAGUGGGCAUUACCUUGCCAUACAGAAUCCUGUUCAAGAUAAAUUCCUUGGUUCAGCAUGGAUGUGUUCCGGGGCAAGCUCUUGAUGUUAAUUUUUAUAAGCUAGUUGAUCCUAGCACAAUAGGAAUUGAAUACAUAGAGUGUGCACUGGAUAAACUGUUUCGGUUGAAAGCAUGCUGCUAUGAUCCCGUCAGUUGGCUUUUUCAGCAGUACAGAGAAUACCUGGCGUGCAAGCGAAUUCCAGAGUCGCCUGCUAUCUCUUUAGAUGAUGGGAUGGUAUAUGUGCACAGGGUUCGAGUCACACCAUCUAAAGUCUAUUUUUGUGGUCCGGAGGUAAAUCUUUCCAAUCGUGUUCUACGAAAAUAUCCUGAGGAUCUUGAUAAUUUUCUUCGUGUUUCCUUUGUGGAUGAGGACUUGAGUAAGAUACGAUCCAAAGAUUUAUGUCUGCACACAAAAUGUAACACUUCAGCAGAAGAGGAAAGGAGGACUAGAGUUUAUGAAAGGAUACUUUCUACUCUAAGAAAUGGCAUUGUCAUUGGUGACAAGAAGUUUGAGUUUCUUGCCUUUUCAUCAAGUCAGUUGCGCGAGCAUUCGGUGUGGAUGUUUGCGUCAAGAAGUGAGCUCACCGCACAAGACAUCAGAAACUGGAUGGGGGACUUUAGCAACAUCAGAAAUGUGGCGAAGUAUGGUGCUAGGUUGGGCCAGGCUUUCAGCUCUUCCAGGGAGACUUUUAAUGUCGAUAGGGAUGAAAUCGAAUUCAUUCCUGAUGUAGAAAUCAAAAGGAAUGGGGUCAAAUAUUGUUUCUCUGAUGGAAUUGGGAAGAUAUCUGCUGACUUUGCUGAAAGGGUGGCAAGAAAGUGUGGAAGAAGUUCUACUCCAUCAGCAUUUCAAAUUCGUAUAGGUGGCUACAAAGGUGUCGUGGCAGUUGAUCCAAAAUUGUCAAAGAAAUUGGCACUGAGGGAGAGCAUGUGCAAGUACCAAUCCAACAACACAGCACUCGACGUUCUCAAAUGGAGCACGUACCAGCCUUGUUUCCUCAAUCGUCAACUCAUCACCCUUUUGUCCACCCUUGGAGUCCCGGAUCAUGUCUUUCAGAGGAAGCAAAGACAGGCUUUGAAUCAACUGGAAGGCGUUUUAACUGAUCCCUCAAGAGCAAAAGCAGCACUCGGAACAAUAUUUCAAGGGGAGGCCACAGACGUUUUGAAGGACAUGCUUUUGUGUGGUUACAAGCCAGAUGCAGAGCCAUUUCUGUCAUUGAUGCUACAAGCCUACUGUGCAUCCAAGCUCACGGAACUGCGGACGAGAACAAGGAUAUUUGUUUCGAGUGGAAGAUCAAUGAUGGGAUGUCUGGAUGAAACGGGAACAUUGGAAUAUGGUCAGGUAUUUGUGCAAUGCUCUCACCGCGUGAUCUCCACUGGCACUCACAGCAACAAUACUUCGAGCGAAGACAAUUUUAUUGUGGACGGGAAUGUUGUAGUUGCUAGAAACCCAUGUUUACAUCCCGGAGAUGUUCGUGUUCUUACAGCGGUGAACGUGCCGGCAUUGCACCAUAUGGUGGAUUGCGUAGUUUUCCCGCAAAAAGGAAAGAGACCACAUCCUGAUGAAUGCUCAGGAGGAGAUUUAGAUGGAGAUUUCUACUUUGUUAGUUGGGACUCUGAUAUAAUUCCACCUCAGAGAUUUCGACCGAUGAAUUACACCCCACAACGACCUAUUGAAUUAGAACAUGAAGUUACAAUGGAGGAGGUUGCAGAGUCGUUUACAGACUACAUAGUGAACGACAUGUUGGGGAUCAUUUCGAAUGCACAUACUGUCUUUGCAGACAGAGAGCCACAGAAGGCUAUGAGUGGUAAAUGUAUGAAACUCGCAAAGCUCUGUUCCGAUGCUGUCGACGCCCCAAAAACCGGCGUGGUAGUGGAAGUGCCGUGUUCUCUACGUGCCAAACAAUAUCCGGAUUUCAUGGAAAAGGUUGACAAACCUACGUAUAAGUCCAAACGUGUGAUCGGGAAGCUUUUCCGACAGGUGAAAAAUGUUGAGCUUGGAUCACAUUCAGAUUCAAGUUCAAUCAAAUCGUUCACCUUGGGAGUGGCUUGCAAGUGCUAUGAUCCUGACAUGGAGGUAGAUGGAUUUGAAGAUUACAUCGAUGAUGCUAUCAACUACAAAAGGGAGUAUGACUACAAGCUGGGAAAUUUGAUGGAUUACUACGGCAUCAAAACUGAAGCAGAUAUACUAAGUGGGAACAUCACUUCAGUGUCGAAAACUUUCGAUAGGAGAAACGACUUGGAGUCGAUUAAUUUCGCCGUUAGGUCACUGAAAAAGGAAGCUAGGACCUGGUUCAAUGCUACGCAGUCAGAUUCCAGCACUGAUACCGAUGAUGUAUGUGCAGCAAAAGCAUCAGCUUGGUACCAUGUUACGUAUCAUCCUGUUUACUGGGGUCGCUGCAACAAGGGAAUGGAGAGGGAUCACUUCCUCAGCUUUCCGUGGUGUGUUUCCGACAAGCUCAUCCAGAUCAAGAGGGACAAAACACGUACGAGGAAUUCUUUGCUUAUGGCUGAUCAAAGCGGCGUCCUCCUUGACAAAUUCAGAAGCAUGCGUUUUCCCAAAUGAUUAUGUUUUGUUAUGUUUUGUUUACGCUGUUAAAAGUCCAUGUAAGUACGGCUGUCAAGGGUUCUAGUCCCCUUGUCAUUUGCCUCGGUUUAUUUUAGUUACUUUCUGAUUGAUUGUAAAAUACGUUGUGAUCAACAUUUCUAAGUUUUCAUCUACAUUUUGUUAUUCACAA
Messenger RNA from Malus domestica (apple), 3646 nucleotides. RefSeq names its product probable RNA-dependent RNA polymerase 1. Gene Ontology annotation, biological process: siRNA processing. Lineage: Eukaryota; Viridiplantae; Streptophyta; Magnoliopsida; Rosales; Rosaceae. Gene Ontology annotation, molecular function: RNA binding; RNA-directed RNA polymerase activity. The record is from RefSeq and is a predicted model, not a curated record. Gene Ontology annotation, cellular component: nuclear RNA-directed RNA polymerase complex.